AUUGUAUCUCUACUUGCUAAUAGAAACAAUGUUUUCCGUUUAUUCGUUCGUGCUUGUCCUGAUGAGUAUUGGCGCUAGCCAGGUCAAAGCUGGAUGCGAAAGACCGCUUGAAGUGAGAGGAGUAGAAGACUACUGUUGGUCGACGAGGGUGGAAAUGAGCGAAAGAAUACACGAAGUCGAGAAGAAGGUGGUAAAUUUCGCAAGGAAGAAGCUAGGUAUGGACGUUGACGAACCAGGUGAGCCACAGAAGUGCGAUUACUAUUACUGCGUGUUUCAAGAACUAAAAUUGUUAAAUCCACAAUACGAUGUUCCCUGUGUGGACAGAACGUCUACGUGGGUGAAGAAAAACGUCGUUUACAAUCAGGCCGUCGUUUUAUUGGAUAGAAUUCAAAUGUGUACGGGCGAAUUAGCAAAUGCUACAGGUUCGAGCUUUUAUUUCUAUGCCGACAACGUAGACAAACAGCAAAACGAAAAAAAAUUGGAAAAUCCGGGCGAACCGCAAAGUAAAUGUGACGUAUCCAAAGAGUACAUGAAGUGUCUGGCCACAGCUGAAGCGGAUCUUGAAUGUCCCAUAUUUUUGUACCCCUAAGGAAGCGACAUCCUUAUAAAUCCUUAGUCGUUUUAGACAACAAAUAAAUACAAUGUAUGACUAUUAAGUUAUUUC
This is a messenger RNA of Phyllotreta striolata, 664 nucleotides long. The record is from the annotation of a GenBank genome assembly. Lineage: Eukaryota; Metazoa; Arthropoda; Insecta; Coleoptera; Chrysomelidae.